This is a messenger RNA of Dovyalis caffra, 459 nucleotides long. The record is from the annotation of a GenBank genome assembly. Lineage: Eukaryota; Viridiplantae; Streptophyta; Magnoliopsida; Malpighiales; Salicaceae.
AUGGAUCGUUUGGUUGCUUACAAAAAGGGACUCACUACAUGGUCCAAGUGGGUUGACGCUAACAUUAAUCCUAACAUCACCAAAGUAUUCUUUCAAGGCAUCUCUCCCACCCACUACGAUGGCAAUGAAUGGAACGAAACCAAGUCAAACUGCAAUGGACAAACCCAGCCAUUAAUUGGUAAGACAUAUCCCGGAGGGUCACCACCACCAGCGGCUGUGGUAGAGGAAGUUUUGAGUAACAUGGAAGUCCCUGUUACACUUCUUGAUGUGACAACAUUAUCACAGCUGCGAAAGGAUGGGCAUCCGUCCAUUUAUGGAAUUGAUGGGGAAAAGGGAAAUGAUUGUAGUCAUUGGUGUCUUGCUGGGGUUCCAGAUACUUGGAACGAGCUUUUGUAUGCGAUUCUUGUCUCUCGAGUGGGGACAAACAAUAUGGAGCUUCGGUCGAUAGUGAAAAAAUAA